Messenger RNA from Nelumbo nucifera (sacred lotus), 874 nucleotides. Lineage: Eukaryota; Viridiplantae; Streptophyta; Magnoliopsida; Proteales; Nelumbonaceae. The record is from RefSeq and is a predicted model, not a curated record.
AUGAUUUUCCAUAAGAUCAGCGAGUGUGAUCUUCCAAUAAUUGCCUGUGUCUUGCCCGUCAAACUGCCUCUGAAGCGGAAGAGUGAAACAGAAGAUUGUGAAGGCUACCAUGAGUGGACUACCAGUCCUGGAUACACUGAAGUGGUUAACAGCUCCCUUCGUACACCAGUAUCAGGAAAAGGGGGCAGGGUAUACAGCAAGUCAAAGGUUCCAAAGCAUAGCAAAUCAGGGCCUCAAACCCCUGUGCCAAAUGAAUAUGUUGAUGCUAAGAUAAGUUCAAUUGAGAGGAAGCCCCAUGACUCUGGUUGUGCAUGCCAGUUUUAUGUAACAUGCUAUAGAGCCCAAGAACCUCACAGCAUGGUGAAGAUGACACUUGGGGAAGAAAUCAGAGAAGUAAAACUUGAAAAUAUUAGUAUCUUACAAAAACUUCAGAGAAAACCUUCAGAAGAUGUCUACUAUCAUUGGAGCUACUCUGAAGACUGCUCCUUCAUGCGUAGAGCUAUACUACAUCGCGGUCAGUUCUCUUCUGAUAUAUCAUGGCUACUGGUUGCAUCCAUUUGGAAAGGACUUGGAUUUGAUGUCAAAACAGUGCAAAAUAAAAUGGUCUAUCAACUUCUUGAUAGUGAUCAUGACAUGUGUCCUCCAAGUUCCUUGAACAAUGUAAAGACCAUAAACUUCCAAAUAGAUAAUGAAGUUAUGAAGCCCAGUAAUAUGAACUUUUCCCCUAUGGUUCCUGUAAAUACAUUUGUUUUAAAUGAUCCUAUGGAUGUGGAUCUUGUUCAUGAUAUGAAAGAAGAUAAGCCUUUUUUUCCAUAUAUGCAUUUGAUAGCAGGUUGCCAAUGUGUGUAUAUGUUGAAAAUAUAUAAUUAGUGGA